AUGAAAAAAGUAGAAAAUUUAGAAACCAUCUUUAUUGCAACAACUUCUAUUGAUGAUCAACCAAAGGUUGAAGAAGAAUUACUUGAGAAAUUGACACAAACAAAGAAUUGGGAUGGUCGUUUGCUCCACAAGUACAAAGGCUUUUGGUGUCCAACAAGAUUGGUUCUACCUUUAGUUUCCAUUGAAAAACAAUUCCAAUCAGAUUAUGAGAAUAUUAUUGACUUCAUUAUCUUAGCAACCUUGCCAAAAUCAGGUACUACUUGGUUAAAAGCUCUCAUUUUUAGCAUUAUUAAUCAUCAUGAUCAUCAUCAAAAAAGCCAAUUACUUACUUCUAAUCCUCAUGAAUUAAUUCGUUUCGACUUUGAUAUCAUGUACAAAACUCCUCCUCAAAGUUCAAUAAUUUUUCCAAAAAUAUUUGCAACUCACUCACCUUAUGAUGCUCUUCCUAGUUCAAUUCAACAAUCCCACAGUAAGAUUAUAUAUUUAUGUAGAAAUCCUCUAGACCAAUUUAUUUCUACGCGAUUUUUCGUUCUUGAAAAUAAUUUUGAGGGUGAAAAUGAGCCCUCAACAAUUGAAGAAGCAUUAGAAAUGUUCAUCAAGGGAAUACACCCUUUUGGACCCUUUUGGAAACAUAUGUUAGGCUAUUGGUAUGCAAGUUUAAAGGACCCUAAGAAGGUGUUGUUUUUGAAAUAUGAAGAUAUAAAAGGUGACACAUUAUUGUAUGUUAAGAAAAUUGCUGAGUUUUUGGGAUGUAGUUUUUCAAAAGAGGAAGAGGAAAAUGGAAUGAUUGAAGAUAUUGUAAGGAUUUGUAGCUUUGAAUAUCUUAAGAAUUUGGAAGUUAACAAGGACCCAAGUGGAGAAUUUAUGAAUGUGAAAUAUAGCUCUUUUUUUAGGAAAGGACAAAUGGGAGAUUGGGCUAAUCAUCUUACUAUUUCUUUGGCUAAAAGUUUUGAUGAAUUCUUGAAAGAGAAGUUGGGUGAUUCUGGCUUGACAUUUGAGAUAUUUACUUCAACUCAAGAGCAUGCACAUGAUGAUUGA
Molecule: messenger RNA, 1038 nt
Organism: Capsicum annuum
Lineage: Eukaryota; Viridiplantae; Streptophyta; Magnoliopsida; Solanales; Solanaceae
Product: cytosolic sulfotransferase 15
Exons: 1
Coding region: 1-1038 (345 amino acids)
Biological process (GO): sulfation
Cellular component (GO): cytoplasm
Molecular function (GO): sulfotransferase activity
Source: RefSeq, a predicted model, not a curated record